UUGCAAAAGCUCCAGCCGCACGGGCAACUAUGUGUAUUUCAAUUCGCGAAACAAGCAUCAUCCACGUGGGCUCGGCUUUGGCGGCCAGGAGGGGUUCUGCAGGUUGUGGUUAGAUGCAGACUUCGAGGACUGCUAUGUUCUUGAGUCGGACGCGACUUACACAGCUGGAAGGCUUCUUCCAGCGGAGGGAGGCCUUCAAACCCGUUUCGACGUCAUCAACGUAGAGGUGUGGGGAUGCGGAGGUGUAGAAGCUGCCAAAGCACAAGCAGCACAGCGAGAGCGGCUGGAAACUGCACGAGAGCAAGCCCGCAAGGUGGACAAGGCUCGACUCUGUGAUAACGAGUUCGACAAGGAGAUGCUCUUGGCCAACACCUUUUCGGCAACUGCCGGCUCGCGAGAGCCAAAUCCGAAAGAGGACGAGUCAACAUCUUGA
Molecule: messenger RNA, 433 nt
Organism: Symbiodinium pilosum
Lineage: Eukaryota; Dinophyceae; Suessiales; Symbiodiniaceae
Source: the annotation of a GenBank genome assembly